Prunus armeniaca (apricot) is the source of this 732-nucleotide messenger RNA. NCBI's taxonomy places the organism in Eukaryota, Viridiplantae, Streptophyta, Magnoliopsida, Rosales, Rosaceae. The record is from the annotation of a GenBank genome assembly.
AUGGCUUCCUCUCUUCAUCCUGUUCUUCUUGUCACAGUCUCAUGGAUCUCCCUCCUGGCUCUGCUAAUCUCACCCGCGCAAGCAGCCACCUGCACCUCACAGACAUUCAAGAACAACAAGCUCUACGCCCACUGCAACGACCUCCCCUACCUCAGCUCCUACCUCCACUGGACCUACAAUGCCUCCAACUCCUCUCUCUCCGUCGCCUUCGUGGCGACGCCGGCCAAAUCUGACGGAUGGGUCGCGUGGGCCAUCAACCCCACCGAGACCAAGAUGGCUGGGGCCCAGACCCUCCUAGCCUACAAGAACGAGAAAGGGGCACCAGCCGUCAACACAUUGAACAUCUCCUCGUACAACUCCAUCGUGCCGGGAAAACUCUCGUUCGACGUCUGGGACGUCAGCGCGGAGUUUUCCAAUGGCAACUUCACGAUCUUCGCCACCGUCAAGGUCCCGAAGGACGCGGCAUCCGUGAACCAGGUCUGGCAGGUGGGCUCCGCCGUCAACAAGACCUCCGGUUUCCCCGAGAAGCAUGACGUCGCCCCACCCAAUCUCAGGUCGUUUAGCAUCUUGUCCUUGGCGGCCAAUUCCACUACGGGCACUCCCGCUGGUACUAAUACCACUACCAACAGCACUGGUGGUGGUGGUAGCGGAGCCUUGAGGAUUGGGAGUGGAGGAAACAUGGGUUUGUUCUCUGUUUCGCUUUUGGUUCUUGGAGCUCUCAUUGCUCUCUAA